Eruca vesicaria subsp. sativa (arugula) is the source of this 1318-nucleotide messenger RNA. The record is from the annotation of a GenBank genome assembly. NCBI's taxonomy places the organism in Eukaryota, Viridiplantae, Streptophyta, Magnoliopsida, Brassicales, Brassicaceae.
AUGACGAGCCAUGUGCGGCACUUCGUUCUGACCGGCGAUGGCCGGAUUCGUGAAUUCUCUGCCGAGCUGGCCGCUCGUGUCGCAGGCGGUGCGAGCCCGAUGCCGGAAUUCGCCGACGCCUGUGUGCGCUAUCUGCAGCUCACGCUUGAUGACGAAGCGGAAACCGAGACCGAGAUCCGCAUCCAGAGCGCGGGGGCGAGCAUUCGCUUCGACGCCGAAGGCCGGCUGCUGGAAGCCGGCCCUGCGAAGCCCGAGGAGCAGAUCAGCGGCUUCGAACACGACGCUGUCGUGCAAUGGGUGCUACGUGAUCGGCCGCAACCGCGAGACGGUGGCGGAGACUUGCUGAAAGAUGCGAGUACGUCCGUUGCCGGCCUGCGGCUUUCUUUCAUCGAUUCCCUGUCUUCACUCGCCGCCGACGACUGGGACACGUUGUUCGAAGGCUAUUCUCCGUUCGUCCGAUACGCUUACCUCGCCGCGCUUGAGCGUUACGGCUGUGUGGGCUCGGAGACCGGUUGGCGCCCCUUUCAUCUGAUCGCGACGGAUGACACGGGGCAGCUCGUCGGAGCGGUUCCGCUCUAUCUCAAAGCGCACUCCUACGGCGAGUUCGUCUUCGACUUCGGCUGGGCCGACGCCAGUCGCCGGCUUGGUGAGCCUUACUACCCCAAGCUGCUCAAUGCGAUUCCGUUCACGCCCUCGGUCGGCCCACGCAUCGGCGCCGUUUCAGCUGCGGUCAGGACGGUGCUCGUCGAUACGCUCAAGCAACAACUCAAUGAGCUUGGGGUGUCCUCGGUCCACGGUUUGUUCGCUGCCGAUACCGACGCGAGCGCCUUCGCCGAUUCAGGCUGGCUGCAACGCACCGAUUUGCAGUUUCAGUGGUUUAAUCAGGGCGAUACCGACUUCGCCGGCUUCGUUUCGAGACUCGCCGGCGACAAGCGCAAGAAGAUUCUGCGCGAACGCCGCCGGGUGGCCGAAGCCGGCAUUCACUUCGAAUGCCGUCCCGGCGAUGCGCUCAGCGAGUCCGAGUGGAUGAGCGUUUACGCGCUCUAUGCGAACACCUACGAAGAACGCGGCCAGGCGCCCUACCUGACCCCUGAAUUCCUGCUCGAUUACGGCGGCACGGCGGGCACGCCGAUGCGCGUAAUCCUGGCCUACGAAGGCCCCCGCCUCGUCGCCGCCGCCCUGACCCUGCAGGCCGGCGAUACCCUUUACGGACGUCACUGGGGGGCGGCCGAUCACUAUCACAGCCUGCAUUUCGAGUGCUGCUACUACCAGGGAAUCGAGCUCUGCUUGCGCCAGGGCCUGCAGCGCUACGACGCCG